Messenger RNA from Camellia sinensis, 1475 nucleotides. NCBI's taxonomy places the organism in Eukaryota, Viridiplantae, Streptophyta, Magnoliopsida, Ericales, Theaceae. The record is from RefSeq and is a predicted model, not a curated record.
AUGGCGAUAUCUGCACAAGUUAAUCAUUCAGAGAGCACACCUGAGGUCUCGACCCAACCUAUCCAUCUUCCCGCCUUACAUACUAGGCCCGAUCAGCUCCCUACCUCCGCCACUCAACCUAACCACCUUUCAAGUCCAUGUAUUGUGACUAACAGUGGAGCAUCAAUUCCAGUUUUGGGCAAGAAACGUGUACGAGGACCGACCCGAGGAAAGAAUGUUGAGAAGAUUAGAAAGGAACGUGGUGAUCGAAUACCCGUUACACUUAACCGUUUGACCAAAGCAAUAGAAGGGGAAUACGCCACACCGCUAGCAGCUGCUCUUGGUCAACAAAUUCGAGUUCAUGCCCCAGUUCGAAAUGAUGGAUGGCUAGAAAUUGCCUUUGGGUUAAGAGAGUCCAUUGUUACAAGAGUUGGGCAAACUUUUGACUUUGGGGACUACAAUAAUGAUGUGGAUGUGAGAUGUAUUAUUGAUCAUAAGUGCCAAACUUUGUACAGUGAAUGGAAAAGUAGAUUACACACACACUACAAAUCCCUUAAAGAAAACAAUGUAUCUGACCUCAAAAGUCAGAUACUAUAUCCUUGUACAAAGGAUGAUUGGGAAUGGAUGAUUGACAAUUUGUGGGAAACUGAUGAUUGGAAGGUAAAGUCAGAGAAUGCGAUGAAAGCGAGAGGUUGUGUGAAGUAUAAUCAUACGAGUGGCUCGAGAUCAUUUGCAUCGCGAGCAUCUAUCAUUGUACAAGGAAGCAAACCGACUAUUACGAAACUAUUCGAGGACACCCACAAACGUCACCGACAUGGGGGAGUGUGGAUAAAUAACACAGCUGAGGAACAUCAUGCCACUAUGGUUUCAAAGAUCGCUGAGCAAUCUCAACCUAGUGUCACACAUCCAUUGUCUGAGGAGCAGAUUUCUAGAGAAGUACUUGGGAAGAGGUCGGUCUUCUUGAAGGGAUACGGGAUCCGCAAGGACAGUACUUCAUCUUCUACACAUUUUGAGGCUCCUAACUCCGAGGUGAUUGUUCUUCAACAGCAGUUAGUUGACCAGCGACAACAAUUAGCUGACCAAGGAAAGCAGUUAGUUGACCAGGCUCAAAGCAUGAGUACAAUGCAAACUAUCAUUCAAAUGUUGGCAGCAAAAAAUGGGAUAGAUCUAGCAAACAUUCUGGGGUUAGUUCCAAGCAACAAUGCUGGUGAGGAUGCAUCGGGUGUAAGGGAGGAUGAAACUUCUCUUGGUUGAAAUAGAGGUUGGUGAUGGAUGUUCGUGGUUCAGUAGUGAUAUAUAUCGUUUUGCACGUUGGCAUUCAUUUAAUUUUUCUUUGUUUCGUUUUAUAGGUUUUUCUGUUGAAUGUUUAUAUACUUUUGGGAAUUAUUAUGUUUUGGAUUGUUGGAUAUAGUUAGACGCAUUUUAGGAUUCUUAUGUUUAGUUUUGUUGGAUAUUUGAAUAAAAUUUGGGAUAUUGAAAUGCAUUUGAUAUUAAUU